Messenger RNA from Conger conger (European conger), 1559 nucleotides. RefSeq names its product zinc finger, CCHC domain containing 17 (gene zcchc17). The coding region runs from base 252 to 1004 and encodes 250 amino acids. Gene Ontology annotation, molecular function: zinc ion binding; RNA binding. The transcript has 7 exons. The record is from RefSeq and is a predicted model, not a curated record. NCBI's taxonomy places the organism in Eukaryota, Metazoa, Chordata, Actinopteri, Anguilliformes, Congridae. Gene Ontology annotation, biological process: RNA stabilization.
UCAUAGAGAGUUUGAAUGAAUUUAAAACCCACGGUGAUAUAUUAGAGGAAUAUGGAAAAUGCAUCUUGCUAGAUAACUAUUGUUAACAUAUAAUUCGCAUAUAACGCCAGCAAUGUUUACUUCCUAUGCCACACAUCCGAUGCAUUUACGUUCGUGUUUUUGGCGUCAGCUAACGUACACUUGCCUAGCCAACUCGAUACAGAUUAACAUCUUGUGAUCGCUUAGAUAGUUUUUGUAUUUAUUUUUGCAGAAUGAUGGAUGGAUACAGGGGCAGGGAGACGGUAAAUCUGGAGGAACUACCGCAGCUUUACACCAUCAUCCGGGGAGAGGUGGCGACUGUCACAGCAUAUGGAGCCUUUGUGAAAAUCCCUGGUUGCAGAAAGCAAGGUCUUGUCCACAAGAGUGAGAUGUCGUCCUGUCGUGUGGAGAAUCCCUCUGAAAUCGUGGAUGUGGGUGAGAAAGUGUGGAUAAAGGUCAUUGGGAGAGAGAUACAGGACGAAAAGGUUAAGCUUUCAUUUUCAAUGAAAUCUGUCAAUCAAGGGACGGGGAAAGACCUGGAUCCAAAUAACGUCAAUCUAGAGCAGGAUGAAAGAAGGCGGCGACAGUUCAGAGACCACACCGGUCAGAGAAUAACACUAGAGGCUGUUCUUAACACCACCUGCAAGAAGUGUGGGUGCAAAGGUCACUUUGCCAAAGACUGCUUCUCUCAGCCUGGUCUGCAGUACAGCCUGGUCCCAGAUGAGGAAGAGGAGGUAAAGGAAGAGGUUCCCAACCUGACCAUCCAACAGACACACAAGAGGAAGAAGGAGAAGAAGUCAAAGAAGAAGAGGAAGAAGAAAGAGAAGAAGCAGAGCUCGUCAGACUCUGACUCGGACAGCAGCGACAGCGAUGACGAGGGACCGGCCAAGAGAGGGCGCUCUUCCAGUGGGGCAGGGAGCAGAGAGGACAAGAAGAAGAAGAAGAAGAAGAAACAGAAACACAAGAGUCACAAGAAACGGGAGUGAGAGGGAUGGGAUGUGUGUGCGCGUGUGUGCGCGUGUGAGCGCGUGUGAGCGCGUGUGUACAAGGGAGAGGCCUGCAUUGGGCUUGGAAUCAAUCUCUUUCCUGCAUGUACAAGGGUAAGUGACUCUGGCAUGCUGGAACCUGCUAUCUAUUUUGGAAGUUGUUCUGUUCACUGCUCUAACAGAUACUUUUUGAUUUUGUAAGGGACCUUGAUUUUGUAACAUGGUUAUCCUUCAGUGGCAAGGUCCCCUAUCCCUGAGUAAACAGAACCCUGAAAUCUGACUAACACCAGAAUCCCAGAACCUGACCCAAACACUGUGCUUAAACCUGACCCAGUCAGAGACCUGAAACCUGAAUCAAAUGACCCUUAAAUGUGACUUGUAUGGGAUCCUGAAAUGGAAACUUCAAAGUUGAACCAAACGUAACCAUUAACCCUAACACAGACAGAACCACAGACACAAUGAAAUGGAAUCGGCACCUUUGGAAAACCUUCAAUGAACCCUUCGUGAUUUCUUUUUUGUUGUUGUAAUGUACAUUAAAGGUGUGUUUAAAAACAA